GAGUUUUAAUGGUGAGCCGAGGUUCCAGUCUCUCCCAGUGUGCUGCAAGAGCCGGUAGCGACCACAACUUGCAGAGCUGACAUUCGUCGGUCCCUCCCACACUUGACGUCGCUCUGUGCUUCCGGGUGGAGCUUUUCCCGAGGACUGCUCCAUUCGAGGUGUGAAACUGCUGCGAUAGCGCUUCUGAAGACCGCUCAAUGCCAGCGCCUCUUCUUCGAUAAUGUCGACCCAGGCCUACUACAAGGAUCGUCUUGGCUUCGACCCGGCGGAGGCCCUCAACGAUGGCAUGGCCUACGGGAAAACGCAACAGGGCUACGAGGAGAGCUUAACAAAGUUCAAAGACGAACGAGAUGCAAUCCAGAAGAAAACGUUCACGAAGUGGGUCAACAAGCACCUCAAGAAGGCGAGUCGUCAUGUUGGUGACCUAUUCGAAGAUCUCCGUGAUGGCCACAAUCUUAUCUCCCUGCUGGAAGUCCUUUCUGGGGAGCAUUUGCCAAGAGAACGUGGCCGCAUGCGUUUCCAUAUGCUGCAAAAUGUUCAGAUCGCACUUGAUUUCUUACGAUAUAGAAAGAUUAAACUUGUAAAUAUACGUGCAGACGAUAUUGUUGAUGGAAACCCCAAACUUAUCCUGGGCCUCAUAUGGACAAUCAUUCUGCACUUCCAGAUAUCCGACAUUGUAGUGGGCCAGGAGACAAACAUUUCAGCGAGAGAUGCACUGCUGAGAUGGGCACGCAGAUCGACGGCAAAAUAUCCAGGCGUCCGCGUCUCCGACUUUACAUCCUCCUGGAGGGACGGGCUGGCAUUCAAUGCUCUCAUUCACCGCAACAGGCCAGACCUUAUUGAUUGGCGCUCAAUUCGUUCAAGAGUUGUGAGAGAACGUCUCGAAACUGCUUUCACAGUAGCCGAGAGGGAGUAUGGCGUAACAAGACUUCUUGAUCCUGAAGAUGUUGACACACCUGAGCCAGAUGAGAAGUCUCUCAUCACAUACAUAUCAUCACUUUAUGAUGUGUUCCCAGAACCACCCCCAAUUCAUCCACUUUAUGAUUCAGAAUCUCAACAGAGGCUAUCUGAAUAUCGUGAACUGGCCAGCAGUCUGCAUUUAUGGAUGAGAGAAAAAAUUUCAGUUAUGUUGGAUCGCACAUUUCCAAGCACUCUCAUAGAAAUGAAGAAACUUGCCGCAGAAUCGAAUCGAUUCCGAUCAGAUGAAAUUCCACCUAGACAGCGAGAUAAACAGAAACUGCACUUAAUCUACAGGGAACUUGAGAAAUAUUUCGAAGCUGUUGGAGAAGUAGACAUUGAAUCUGAACUUCAGUAUGAGGUUAUUGACAAGAACUGGAACAGACUGAUGAUUGCACACCAGGAUCGUGAUCAUGCCAUCCUCGAAGAGAUAAAACGACUAGAAAGACUGCAAAGACUUGCUGAGAAAGUGCACCGUGAAGUUAAGCAAGUUGAUUCUCGUCUGGGCGAGCUCGAGGUACGUGUUGAAGAAGAAGCUCGUCGUCUGGACCGCCUGCAUCCUCUUGAUGCAAAACAUAAUGUCGAUUUACUGGAAACGGAGCUGAGAGGUACAGAGGAUGCCAUCAACAGCAUGUUCACAGACACACAAGUCCUGCGUGAAGGACGGUACCCUCAGGCACCGGAAUUGCAUAAGAGAGUCCAGAAACUCCAUCAACGUUGGGUUUCCCUAAGGCAAUUGGUACAUACCCAUCUGGUUUCUCCUCUUGCAUCAUUAUCAUUCCCUGUAGAAGAACGAACUGUAACUAGACAGACACGCACUGUGUUGGAGACAAGACUUGUUGAUACAAAUGUGCAUUUUAGACAGCUUCAAGAAUGCUCUGAAUGGUGUCGUUCUAAAUUGAAACAACUACAAGAUGCUGAAUAUGGAUCUGAUUUACCAAGUGUCCAAAAUGAACUUGAACUCCACCAGCGAGAACAUAGAAUCAUUGAGCAGUUUCAGACAAAGGUUGAGCACUGCUCAUUAGCAAAGAGCAAUUUCCAUGGUGAAGAGCUGCAACUGUACAAUCAGCACCUCGGACAAUUACAAAAGCUUUAUAAUGAACUGCUGGUCACUUCUAAUAAACGACUGUCUGAUCUAGAAGUGCUACAAGACUUCCUCCAAUCAGCCACAAAUGAGCUGGUCUGGUUGAAUGACAAAGAAGAAACAGAAGUUACAAGAGACUGGAGUGAUAAGUCGCUUAAUGUACCUGCUCUGGAACAAUAUUAUGAGUCCCUCAUGAGUGAGUUGGAGAAACGAGAGAUACAGUUCAGUGCAGUACAAGAUCGAGGAGAGAGCUUGGUUCUGCAGCACCACCCAGCAGCAAAGUGUAUAGAGGCAUACAUGGCUGCUAUGCAGACUCAGUGGGCUUGGCUACUGCAAUUGACACUUUGUCUGGAGACUCAUCUCAAGCAUGCUGCCCACUACCAGCAGUUCUACCGUGACUUGCAUGAUGCUGAAGCGUGGAUAGCCAAGCGAGAUGAAUUGCUGAACACGAUCUACAGUAAGUCCGAUUUCACACUGGAUGAAGGUGAACGUUUACUGAAAGGAAUGCAAGAACUCCGUGAUGAGCUUAACCAAUACACUACUGUAAUACAAAGGAUAGCUGAGAGAGCCACAGAAAUAAUUCCUCUCAAGCAACGAAGACAGCCUGUAACACGCCCCACAGCUGUGACUGCAGUAUGCUCGUACAAACAAGUCAAUAUUAUUAUUGAGAAAGGGGAGAAAUGUGUCCUCCAUGAUAAUUCUGGAAGAGUCAAGUGGCGAGUCAGCAACUCUUCAGGGCAAGAGUCUACUGUACCUGGUGUGUGCUUCCUGAUCCCUCCUCCAGAUAAGGAUGCAAUUGAUGCUGCCGAUAGGUUGCGGCGACAGUUUGAUCGUUCAACUGCCCUUUGGCAAAAGAAGCAACUUCGCAUGCGGCAGAAUAUGAUCUUUGCCACAAUCAAGGUUGUCAAAAGCUGGGAUCUGGCACAGUUCUUAGCAAUGGGCCAAGAACAACGUUCAGCUAUUCGUAAAGCUCUGAAUGAAGAUGCAGACAAACUACUGCAGGAAGGUGACCCUGCUGAUCCACAGCUGCGACGCCUCAAGAGAGAAAUGGAAGAAGUUAACAGACUCUUUGAUGAAUUUGAGAGACGUGCUAGAGAUGAGGAGGACAGCAAAAGCACAAGUCGAUCUUUCAAUGAUAGUGCCUCAGCACUUGCAGCAGCACUUGAUGACGCAGAACGUACACUGAAUGCGCGUACCGCAGCACCUCUGCCCAGAGAUGUUGACUCAUUGGAGCAUUUGGUUAUUGAACACAAAGAUUUUGAGACACGGCUACAAGCUCUUGGUCCAGAUGUGGAGAAACUGCAAUCUACAUUCCGCAGUAUUUCACGUAAGACACCUGAACAGCAGACUCGACUCGACAAAUGCAUUUCAAAAUGGAACAACCUCUGGGCCACAUCUCAUCUCUAUAUUGAAAGGCUGAAGUGCAUUGAAAUAGUUCUCAGUGGACAUGAAGAAGCUACAAACAUAGUAACAGAAUUCGAACUUAAACUUGCAUCUUAUAAAGAGCUUCCCUCAGAUGUCGAAGCAUUAAGAGCCGUUCAUGAAGAUUUGCUGAAUCUACAGAACUCUGUUGCCCAGCAUCAGAUGGUAAUUGAUCAACUGAGUGAAGAUGUGCUAAAUGCACGUCGUCUUGUAGAGAAGUCACGACCUAAUCAUCGGGGUCCUCACUCUGACCUUGAACGCUUGGAAGGAGAAGUUGGACGCCUUACAAAUCGCUGGGGGAACGUCUGCUCUCAGCUCGUCGACAGAUUGCGCAGCUGCGAAGCUGCUUAUGGAUUGCUGCAGACAUACAGCAACUCGUAUGAGAAAGAGGUUGCAUGGGUGGAUGAGAGCUAUGGAAAACUAAGUGGUCUUGCUCCAAUUGAAGACCGUGCGAAGGAGCAGUUGGAACCAACACGAGUGCUGUACAACAAUGUAUUGGAGAAAGCACCAGCAAUUGAGCAGGUCAAUGUUGUUGGUGGGCGAUUUAUCCGGGAAGCGAAGAUCUACGACCUGCGCCUGCAGCACUAUGCGUCGUGGCUGGUUGAUGAGGUUCACCCAAGCAUGGACACAGUGAUUGGGAGAGGCAGAUCCAAUGGAGACAAUCGUGCUGACCGCAUUCCUGGUGCAACUGCUGUUGCUGCGCAGCUGGAUGCACUCAACCACCGCUACCGAGCACUGCUGUGUCUGCUGUACGAUCGAUUGAAACAGAUUGCAACUUUGUGCCCCAAUGAACCUUCAGUGCAGGUACUGGUGUCACAGAUGGAACCAAGGGACCUCAAAACAUUCCGAACAGAAUUUAAUAUAUAUGAGUCUACGGAAGAAUCUCAGUUUAACAGCAGACAGUAUACUACAAAGUACCAAGAGAUCAGGGAUGGCAGCAAAAUCACGGUGACCACACGAGGAUCUCGUGAUGGAUCACCUGCUCCAAAGAGACAGGCAACAGAAGUAGAUGGAGGUCGUCCAGGUGUGGGAGGGACCGAUGGUAGUCCUAGUCAGACUGUAGGAGUUCCUAGUAGCAGAGGAAGCAGCAUGCAUUUCUCAGAAAUUCGAUCUUUACGUAGGAUUCGGCAGGCUGAUGAGGGAACAGAUGUUUCUGAUCUCCUUGGAAUUACUGAUCCUGCCACAGGUCGUGUACUGACAGUGGGUGAAGCAAUUGCGCUACGUGUGCUGGAUGUCCGGUCAGGCCAAGUGGCAGGGACUCCACUACAGGAAGCUGUAAAAUGUGGUUUGGUGGAACCUGCUUUGGCCACCCGUCUCCUCGGCCCUUGUGGUGUUGGUCAGCUGUCACUGCUGGAAGCUAUCCAGCGAGAACUAGCAGAUGCUGAGAGAGGGGUGCCAUCUACGGGACCAGAGGUAAGGUACACAAGGUCUUUGGGAACAGGGGCGAGCGGGGUUGUUGCCGGGCUGCCACUGUCAUUGUCAGAUGCACUAGCAAAUGGACUGGUGGAUGAUAGUGAUGGCCGUGUGCUGGAUCGGUGCUCUGGUGAGUGGCUGACUCUGUCCGAGGCAGUCGCUCGUGGUGUACUGGAUGGUGAGGUGCGUGAGGUGGUGGACGCUGCUGCAGACGUACGCCUCAAAUUAUCUGCUGCCUUAGAUCGUGGUCUUAUUGAUGCCAGUGGUCACUAUCACCAUGGUCUAUCAGGUGAGGUAUUGCGAUUAAGUGAAGCACGCCGCAGACGACUCGUCUCUCGUGCUGCUACACUUAAGGAUGCUGUCGAUUUGGACCUACUGGAUGAACGUGGCUGCAUUUGGUCACCAGCUCAUCGCAAGCGUCUUACACUGACGGAGGCUGUGCAGUGUGGCACACUAGAUGACAAUUGGGCACGAUCAGUAACAGACACACGGUCUGGAGAACUGGUGACACUUUCUCAAGCACUUCGCGAUGGCAUUGUAUUACCAGAUGGUGCUCGCUUUGUUAACACUGAUGAGGGUGCUGUGUAUUCCAUGGCAGAGGCAGCCGAUCGUGGUCUCCUUACUUCUGUUGCUGUAAAAUCCAUUUUUGACAUUGAUGGUUUCAAGGAACCUGAUGGAAAAGACUUUGUUAGUUUUAAUACAGCUGUGUCAAAAGAUUUCUUGAAGAUAAAUCGCGGUAAAGUUUCUGUUGUUGUUAACAGCAAGACUGGGGAAGCAGUGUCAGUUCCUGAAGCAACAAAACGAGGACUAAUCAGAGCUGAAGUUCUCGAGAUGCUUAAUCGACCUAUUGGAAUCUUUGAUGGUAACAGAGAACUGAAUGUGCUAGAGUCUGUUGCAAGGGGUAAAAUUGACACCAGAUUGGGAUUGCCACUUGACACAAAAACUGGAGAACCAGUUGCAUUUAAUGAAGCCGUGAAAUGUGGCCUAAUCAAUGCGGAAGGUGCAGCAUUGUUGCUCAGCAUGCUUACAAUCACUGUAACAACACAAACAGUUACAAAGACUGUAAAGAAAUAUGUCACUAUAACAUCAUCUGGGACAGCCACUACAGCAGAAGUGAGCUUGGCAUAUGGCCGAUCUCCACGUAUGACAUUACAGGAAGCACUCAUUCGUGGGCUUUAUGAUGAGAAAAAUAGAACAGUUCGAGACCCAGAAUCGGGUAGAAUUCUGACACUAGAAGAGGCUGUCGAUGCAGGAUUGAUUGCAGCUGAAAAAGUAGAAGUUUGUGUAGAUGGAGCAUUACCAGAUAAAAUGGAUUCACUUCGUAAACAAGAGUCAGUCCCCAAAGAAAAUAGCAGCUCUCCUUUUAGAGAUCGUGUUCCCAGAACUGUGUCAACAAAAACAACAGUGGAGGAAUUAACAGUUGAUAAAAGUUCAACGAAAGUGACAGUCAUUGAAAAAGAAGAUAAAUCUUUAAGGAGAGGAGAGUUGGUUCGUGAAGAUUCAUCAACUUCUCCUCAGAAAGUAAAAACUUCUCCGAUGGAGGUAGAUGUCCAUAGCACUUCUCCUAAACAAGCAUACCCUGAUGAGAAGAUUACCGUCUCUCCUAAGAAGGCUAAAAUCCAUCCUUCGCCAACGAGACAUAUUCCAACAGAAAGUGAUUUAACUACGUUUUUACAGAAAGAAGCAUUACAGUCAUCUUUAGAGAAAUUCCCUCCUUCAUUGCCAGCCAGAUAUGGUGAUACAUCACCUUCGCAUGUAAAGAAUGGCACAGAGCAGCCUCAGCCUCAGCAGCUUAUAAAAGAUGAAAUGGGACAAGACAUGGUUUUGGGACUAUCACAGGUUCCCCGUGAUCAGUCUGUUAGUAGACGAGACCAGGCAACAGUCCCUAGCACACAUACAGCAACAUUAGAAUUGAAACCUACAGAUGAACUGCACUUGGAGCAGCAUACACAGGUGUUUGAGCUCCCGCGGGAUGGAUGGCUACUGUCUGAAGCAAUAGAGCGGCGACUGUUUGAUCCUGUGACAGGGCUUUUUAUUAUUCCAGGUACUGAUAGGCUUGCUUCUUUUGAGGAGUGUAUAAAACUGCAAAUAGUAAAUCCAGAAUCAGUCACUGUCAUUGAUCCCAACAACAAACGACAUCUGACUGUAACACGUGCUCUGGAAAAACACGUGCUCGAUGCAACGGGCCAUUAUGUGUCACCAGAUGGGAACAAGAUCACUAUGAAGGAGGCUGUUGAUCAUGGAUUGGUUAUCUUGGAAGGAGCUACCCCAGUUGUGUCUACUCAGUUGGACAGCAGUAGUGCGUCCUCACGGCGACUAAUUCAAGUGACUAAAGUUAGUGGUCGCCCAGACAAAGUGGAAGUGUCAGAAUCUGUAACAAGUUCCGGUCGUCCCCACACAUUUAAAGAGGUGUGUGCAGAUGUUCAUGAUAUAGAACCUCUACAGGUUGCACCUGGUAUUGUGUAUGAUCCAUCAUCAGCACUAGUGAUUUUCACACAGACUGGGAAGACUGAUAACCUUCUUGCUGCAGUAAAGGAGGGUAAGAUUGAACCGAGAAUGGUCAAAGUUAAGGAUCCGUACACUGGAAAAUCCCUCAAUAUCAAUGAAGCUCUGAGAAAGGGCUUCAUCGAUAAGGACACAGGUGAAUAUAGAGAUAAGGCUGGACGCCGAAUUCCGCUUUCUGAGGCAUCCAAAUUUGGUGUAGUGGCAGUGAUGGGAGAACCCCUCUCUGUUGCUCCUACUGCUGAGCAGUUUACUGUUUCAGCUGAAGUAAUUCCAGCAGAUGGUGUCGUGAGGACCAGGACAGCAGUUGUUUCGACUUCCAUUGUGGUGAGAGACCCUACAACAGGAGCUGAGCUGACUGCCGAGGAGGCCGUGCAGCGUGGCUUGCUAUCGCCAGAGCAGGUUGAACAACUCGCAACCGAUGCUGGCCGUUUGAAGAUUCUGGGCUCAACAAGCAUUUCAUUGGACGAAGACGACGACGAUCGACCCUCGGAAGGAGAACGAACACGUGGCCGUGUCACUACAGAACCCAAAUACCGAGUAGCAAUUGGGCGUGCCCGUUCUUUCUCUUGCUCUCCAGAUCGUGAAGCUAGGCCUGUUGUUUUGCAGAAGAUGCGCAAGAAAGUACUACGGCCUCGUGAGGCUGCUGCAGCUGGCAUUAUUGACCGGGAGACAGCCGAUGUGCUCGAUCGCCCGGAAACUUAUGUUGGUGAACAGGGAGAGUCUCUGUCAUUAUCUGAAGCUGUGGUGCUAGGACGUGUGAAUGGAGAUCAUGGUGCAGUGGUGGACCCACAACGUGGAGAUGUUUUGACAGUGCGUGAGGCACUUCACAGAGGAGUUUUAGACCCAUCGAGCCCAGGGGGCCGCAUACUCGUGCCAGUUGCUCGCAGUCUCUCACUACCUGAACUUGUGCACCAGGGUCUGGUUGAUCCUAGGACAAACAAGGUUGUUCAUCCAGAAACUGGAGCAUACCUAACUUUGAAAGAAGCUAUGUUGUGUGAAAUAGUUGACCAGUUCUCUCCCAUUGUUGUUCCACACACAAAUAAGAAGAUCACUCUUGAGGAGGCAGUUGCUGAGGGAGUCAUUGAUGAUGAAAAGUGUCUAGUACAGACAUUUGAUGGCCCAGUUAGUAUUGUGACAGCUUCACAGGAUGCGAAGCUCUUCCCGAGUCGAAAAGGUAAAGCACCUCCACCAGGUGCCCAGCCACUUCCACCAGCAGGAAUGACAUUCCCUGUGGCUCUGAGGCGUGGACUUGUUGAUGUUCAGAGGAAGGAAAUUCGUCACCCUGUAACAGGUGACAGACAACCUCUGGAACAGGCCAUUAGUUCAGAUUUCAUUAUGGCUCUUCCAUACCCUGCUUCACCAUUAAGUGUGGAUGUGGGGGUGGCCCUCGAAAGGGGCCUAAUUGAUGCAGAGCGAGGUACCAUGAAGCACCCACAGACUGGUGAGCAAGUCCCAAUUACAGAGGCUGUUGAGAAUGGCCUACUCAUUGUUAAACCCGGUCAGCAUGCACUGACAUUUGAACCUUCAGCAACAGGUAGUUUAACUGCAGUUACAGAAACUGUAACUUCCUAUCAUACAAUAACAACAAAGACAAUUGAACUCCUCCAGGGGUAUACACUACUUAGCCCAUCAGAAGUAAAGAACUCCUUGACAGGUGAAGUUAUGACACUAGAGGAAGCAAAACGCCGCGGCAUAGUUCGUGAUGAGUCCGAGGUGAAACAGCAAUUCACAACACGUGAAAUUAAGGUAUCUUUUGGAGAUGCCAUCGCACGUGGACUCAUUGAUCUAAGUGCUGGCACAUACACAGAUCCAGAGUCAGGGCGUGUAAUGCCCAUAGCUGAUGCAAUUCGUGAUGGAUUGAUUGAAGCUGUGCCUGACAGUGUCGAUGGUGGUGAUAAAAGAACUAAAAAGCUUAAUGUAUUGGAAGCUUCAGAGAAACUGUAUGAUGAAGCUGCAGGAUGUUUCAGAGAUCCAGAUUCACCAACAAAAGCAUACUCAUUUGAGGAAGCUGUGAAUGCUGGCCUUAUCGACAAGGAUUCAGUUGUGUAUGAUGUGGUUCGUUCAAAACCUGUCACUGUAAAGGAAGCUCUAAGAGAAGGAUUGCUAGACCCAAAGACGGGUCAGUUUGUAAAAGAACCAGAAACGGGCUCAAAGAUUUCUGUGAAGCAAGCAGCUAAAAUGGGACUUCUGGCAGUACUUGGUGCUCCUGUUUUAGCAGGAAUGGCAGUGGUAGGAGCUGUCAAAGAGAAACUCGAGAAAACAACAGGUGAUGAAAAUGCAAGGGGCGCUGUUAUGUCAGACGUGAAGAGUAAUCGCAUGAAAGUACAAGGAGGAGAGAUCACCCCUGGGGAAAGCACAGUACAGUCUGGUGAACAACAAAAAAGUCCUGUGAAAUCUGAGAAGGGAAAGAUAUCAUUGAUUGGUGGUGAUAAGCAAUCUCCAUCUGCAGCAAAAUUAACAGAAGAAGGGACAGAAGCACCUUCAGUUUCACCACUGGACAAGCAGAAACAAUUAGACACACCAACCCAGCCAGAAAAACUAAUAACACCAACUAGAGGUGUAUUAACAGAGAGAAACAAACAGCCACCAGAAAUUAAAAUUGAAAGUAAAACAAAGUUGCCUGUGGUUUCCAUCAGUAAAGCAGUGGCAGAUGGCCUCAUAGAUCCCAACAAGUGUGUAGUGAAUAUUCUGGUGCCUAAUGACAGUAGGUUAUACACAGUGCAUGAAGCACUAUUGAAUAAUGUCAUUUCACAGGAUAGUAAAAUUGAAGUGUUAAGCAAGACUCAUGUUAAUCUUGUAGAUGAAAAGAAGCAAUAUAAGGUGACUGUUGUUCGCUAUUUGACUCCUGAGAAACUACUAAAUGUUGGUGCUUACAAUGUGGCACUGGAGUCAUUUGUAAGCCCUGCUACAGGAGAAGUAAUUAGAUUUGAUGAUCUGGUUUAUCAGUGUGAUGUGCUCAGUCCAGAUCUAGUCCUUGUCAGAGAUUUAUUGAGCAAGAAGCCAAAUGCAUAUGUCACACUCCGUGAGGCACUCGAGGUUCCCGUCAUUGACCGUCAUACGGGUCACAUGGUGGAUCCUGGGACAGGAAGAAAAGUACCAUUUUCUGAAGUUGUCAAAUUAGGGUGGAUUAUUGAGAAGCCACACACAUCUGAAUCUCUUUCAAAGAAAAUGAAACCAACUAUAACACUUCAGGAAGCUGUGCAAGAUGGACAUUAUGAUCCCCAGACAGGUGACAUAGAGGAUCCAAAAACAGGACAAAAAUUUAGCUUUGUUGAUGCUAUAAAGAUGGGAGUUUUGGAUCCGGAGUCUGUGAAUAUUCGCAAUCCAGAAACUGAUGACAUAAUACCAUUAUCAGAAGCGAUUGAAGUUGGCAUUGUUGAUCUUAAUAGGGGAGUCAUAGUAAACGUAGAUACAAGAACUGAAAUAGAAUUCAAAGUGGCAUUCCUUAAAGGGUAUGUUAUAGCAGGUCACAGAAAACCAAUUUCUCUAGAAGCUGUGAUUCGUAAAGGUUAUUACAAUCCCACUACUGGCUUAAUAAAAGAACCUCUUACAAACCAGAAUAUAGAUGUUGAAGAAGCUGUGAAACGUGGAAUGGUUGAUGCUUUCAUUACAGAGUGCAAGGACACUAGAGCUGACAGUUUAAUCUCACUGGACGAUGCUUUAACAACGAAGCUUCUGAAUCCCAAGGUGGGUAAAAUGCGUGACACGUUUACAGGCAAAUUACUGACUUUAGAUGAAGCUCUAAGUAAAGGUCUGAUUGUAACAAACAAAAUCACGCUGUCACUGAUUGACGCUAUUUCUGAAGAGUACUAUUCACCUCGCACUGGACUCAUAGAAGAUCCUGCUAUUGGGGAAGAUGUAACACUACAAGAUGCAAUAGACAGUGGUCUGAUUGAUGUGUCAUCAGUAAGAGUGAAGGACAGUGUGUCGGAUCGACUUGUGCCAGUAAGAGAUGCAAUGGUGAUAGGACUGCUAGAUGCUCGGCGUGGGAUGCUGACACGGCCUGCUCCAGGUGUAACUCUGGAUGUUGCACUUAGCAAAGGUCUACUAUUGAGCACAAGAAGGCCGUGGUCCCUUCCUGAAGCUCUGGCACAAGGCUGUUACGAACCACAAUCUGGUCUCCUGUUAUUAGAUGGUGAACGUAUAACUCUGGAAGAGGCAUUGCGACGUGGGGAUAUAAGCAGUGAUACUCUGGCUGUUAAGGACCCACGCUCAGGGGACAUCAUCAGUCUACGAGAAGCAGUUUGUGCCGGUAUCGUAGAUCCUAAAGCUGGCACAGCAACAGAUCCAACCAGUGGAGCUGAAAUGCAUUUCUACGAUGCUCUGGAGCGAGGGCUGAUCAUUCCCGCAAAGAGAAAAUUUUCAUUGCCGGAGGCCGUGUUCAAGGGCUUUUAUGAUCCUAAAUCUGGUCGAUUUACAACUCCAGAGACCCAUGAGAAGUUGCCCACUGAUAGAGCUAUUUACAAAGGUAUUAUAGACCCUGCUUCAACUCUCGUUCGAACAGAUUCAGGAAAGGUAGUCACAUUUGCAAGUGCUGUUGAAGAAGGUGUUGUGGAUGCAAAAGCUGGUGCUCUCAAAGGUAGAGAUGGAAAGCUGGACUUCCAGGAAGCUUUUGAACAAGGUCUGCUGAUAGAGGCUCACCCGCCUUUAACACUAAGUGAAGCUUUAGUCAAAGGAAUCUUUGAUGAGGAAACAGGACUGUUUCUCGAUCCCAGCACAGGAGAACGUGUCACAUUGGCCUAUGCUGUUGAGAACAACCUCAUAGACUCGGAUUCAGUUCAUGUGAAGGAUACAAGAAGUGGGUUUUGGAAGAAACUGUCUCUUGCAGAAGCUAUAAAAUCAGGAUUUGUUGAUGGACAGACAGCAAAAGUGAAAGACUUUACUCGAGGGGACAUCAGUGUACCAAUAUCAGAGGCAUUUGCUACUGGUCUGUUGGUGGAUAGUAAAGCAGCUGUAUCAGUACAGAGAGCUAUUCAUCAGGGCUUGUACGAUGAGGCGAGUGGUAAGCUAACAGAUCCAAAUACGGGUCGUAAAGUGACAUUGCACGAAGCUAUACGGCGGUCAAUUAUCAAUCCUCAGUUACCGUGCUAUUGGGACCGUCGCUCUGAACGCCUGUUGUCACUGGUAGAGACGUGCAGAGCUGGUAUAAUAGACAGAAGGGCAGGUGUUUUUCGUGAACCAGGAUCUGACUGCACAAUCCCACUUUCACAAGCUAUGGAACUGGGUCUUAUUGUGGACAUUGAGAGUGCAGCAUUUGGGUUGUAUGAAGCAAUUGCAAUGGGUCUGUACGACUCAGCCACUGGUCGAUUUGUUCAUCCAUCUACUGGUAGGAAGCUGACUUUAAGUGAUGCUUGCAAAGAAGAACUGAUUAAUCCAAUUAUCUCAAUUGUGAAGCACUCUAAGACUGGUAAAUAUAUGAAACUUGAAGAAGCUAUUCUGAAUGGGUUAAUUGAUGAUGAAAAGGGUCUCUACAAGAUCCCUGAAUCAAAGAAGACCCUGUCAUUGAAAGAAGCAAAAGAGAAAGGUCUUAUUGUUACUUCUCGCAGGCCACUAUCAAUUGAAGAGGCUGUAAAGUAUGGCCUUUACCGACCAGAGGCAGGUUGUUUCGUUGACCCACAAGUUAAUGAUAAUUUGGACUUGUCACAGGCACUAUUACAUGGUCUUUUAGAUCCAAACACUACAGCAAUGAAGGAUCCUGUUAGUAACAAGCUCAAGAGUGUCAACUCAGCUAUUGAAGAUGGUUCUAUAGAUGUUUUGAGAGGCCGUGUGGCAGAUCCGAAAACAAAGCGGUCUUACACUAUUGAUGUUGCUUUUGAAAGGGGGCUGCUUUUGACUGUAGAUCGUCCAAUAACAUUUCAGCAAGCUGUAAGGCGUGGAUCAAUUGACUUCCAGCGUGGUACAUUUAAGGACCCCAGGACGUCACACGAGUGCACCUUGGAAGAAGCAAUACGCAAUGAAUUGAUUGAUCCUGAAUCUGCUGUUAUUAAAGACCCUCAGACUGGACGCUUCCGCACUCUAAAGAAGGCUAUAACAGAUGGGCUGAUUGACAUGAAUCGGCGUGCAGCAUUUGAUCCACAGACAGGCAAAGUGAAAUCGCUGUGCAUUAUAUUUGAACAGGGAACUGUUGUGUUUUUAAGGGAACCACUGACUUUUGAUGCAGCUGUAGAAGGGGGUCAUUUGGACAUAUCAACAGGUCGUUUUACUGAUCCACAAUCACAUGAAGUUCUAACACUAAAAGAGGCAGUUACAUUGGGCUUAAUAGAUCCUGAUUCAGCUCUUGUGAAAGACAAAUUGAAGAAAAGACUUGUUCGCUUGCCGGAAGCAUUCCGCAAAGGGUUAAUUGAUUCAGAGAAGAGCAGUGUCCUCGACUCUGAAACAUCUCGUCUUUACACCUUAGCUGCUGCUUUAGAUACAGGGUUGUUGACAACACCAAGUCGUGCACUAUGUCUGAUUGAAGCUAUAACUUUCUCAUUGUACAAUCCAACUACAGGAGGUUUCCGUGAUCCAUUCUGUGCUGCAGGUGGUGUAACAGAGCGGCGGCGCUUAACUCUUCGUGAGUCUCUAGCAUCUAAUCUUAUAGAUACCUCAACAACAGUGGUGAAAGAUGUAUCUACAGGGCGCAUAUUGACUUUGUCUGAGGCAGUUGGUCCAGAAGGUCUUGUUGAUCAAGAUGCUGGACGAUUGCUUGAGACGACAACAGGAAAAUCUAUUGAUUUCACAAAGGCCCUAGAGCGUGGGUACAUCCUGCCUGCGCAGGCCAGACAAGCUGUGGAAGAAAAAUAUAAACAUUGUGAUGAGACACUGUCAAAGUUGCUGAUGUGGCUCUCAAAUACAGAGAAUCGCAUUGCAAGUCAAGGAAAUGUUGCGGAAAAUACUGAUGAUCUACGGAACCAAAUAAACACUCUCAAGCAAGUGAAGGACGACCUGGAGGCCCACUCCCGACCGAUUGCAACUUGCUUGGACCAGGUACGACAGCUUGUUUCAACUGGAAGAGAUGUACUGUCAGCUGAUGAGGUGUCAACAGUUGAAAAGAAUGGGCGUUCCUUGAAGACACGCUAUGAUUGUGCCACAGAACGUACAGAACGCCUUCUCAGAAAACUUGGGACUGCGCGUGAUGAGCUUUCAAAAUUCAAGUCUGAGUUGUUGACAUUUAAUUCAUGGCUGGACAAAGCAUGCAGGCAACUUGAAGAUAAGGAGCGAUCUCUGUCCAAUCUGAACAAAUUACACAGCAGCACUGACAGCACUAAGGAGUUUGUUAGUGAUGUCAUUGCUCAUCAGGCAGACUUGCGGUUCAUUACUAUGGCUGCUCAGAAAUUUUCAGACGAGUCAAAGGAAUACCUGUCCAUACUGAACGAUUUCCGAGGAGGACUGCCAGAACGCCUUCCACAUGUUGAGCAUCCUGCACAGUCAUUAGUAAGCCACGAAGUUUCAGAGGCAUCUGUGCGAUAUCGGGAUCUGUUGUCACGUGCAGAGGGACUAUCAGACCGGCUAAGUGGUGUUGGUGGUCGUCAGCGAGAACAUCAGGAUGCACUGGAAAAAGCAAGAACAUGGAUGCGUGAGGCAGAACCUCGUGCACACAAGACUUUAGCAGAACCAACAGGAGCAGACCCUCGUACACUAGAAGAACAGUUGAUUCGGGCACGUUCACUCUCGUCAGAGUUUGUUGCUCAGGGAAGACUCAUAGAUGCAGCCAAGCUGUCUCUUGGAGCACUCCUGCGGUCUCUUGAAGGUCAGCAGACGCAAGCAGAGGUGGCGUCAUUGGAAGCACCUGUUCAUGAAUUAGAAGACAAAUACAAGCAACUCUCAGAGGCUCUUUUGGAGAAGUGCCAGGAACUAGACACUGCUCUUGUCCAAAGUCAGAGUGUGCAGGAUGCACUUGACAGCCUUACACAGUGGCUGAACAGCGCUGAGAAUAAUGCCAAGAGUCUUCAGCGGCCAGCAAGCCUCCACAAGGAAAGACUAGAUGAACAACUUCGUGAACAUAGGCUACUACAGGCAGAUGUCGACCAGCACAGGCCUAGCAUUGAAAGUGUUUCUCAGUCAGCUCAAGAAUUAAUAGCCACUGCAUCUAAUCCUAGGCUGGCUAAGAAAAUAGAUGUGAAGCUCAAGGACGUAACAUCAAGAUUUGAGAAGCUCUCUGAGCGAACAUUACGCCGUACAGAAUUGUUAGAAGAUACGCUGGCAGCCUUGACGUCAUUCUCGACACGUGCAGGCAAGCUGGAGACUUGGUGUUCACAGACCGUGGAAGCACUCGAAGCUUCUGCUGGUCGCUUGGAUGCUGAAGAGUUGCAAGUUCGUGUAGAUACACUAGCCACACAGAAGGAAGCACACAGACCAGAGUUUGAGGAAACUGUUCGAGCAGGCCGUAGUCUUGUGGGCAAGAAAGAUGUCACCGACACUGUUCCUCUAAGAGACAGAAUCAAGUACCUGGAGGGUCAAUGGAAAGAACUGGGACUUCAGCUUGAAGAGAAGCAGCGUCUAGGAAAAGCACGUGUUGACCAGCUGAAUGCAUAUGAGCGACUUCAUGAACAAGUUAUGGAGUGGCUGACAAAAAUGGAGAGUCGUGUACAGCGACUUGAUCCUGUUGCUGUCGAUACAGAUGUUCUGCGUGCUCAAAUUGAAGAACUUAAGCCUCUCCACAAGGAGUAUCGAGAAUAUGUUGGAACAGUGGAUCGUCUGAAUGACUUGGGAAAUGCUUAUGACAACCUUCUUCGUGGCGAUCGCCCUGAAUCACCUCAGAGACGUCGAUCAUCUGCAUAUAGUCCCACAAAGAAGACUUCAGUUACAGCUAGCCCACUUCGUCGAUCUUCGCAAGAAGCUCGGUCACCAUCUCCCACAAAAUCUGUUGGCUUCAACGCUCAGAGCCCUGUUUCUCCUGGAGGUUCAAGUGGUUUCAGCAGCAGACGGUCAUCACAGGAUGGCUUCCACCUUGAAGAAUUAUCACCAGUUCAGCAGCAACUGACAGAGGUUAAUAACCGUUAUGGGUUGCUUGGUGUACGUCUAUCGGAUCGCCAAUCAGAGUUGGACAGCACACGUGAGGAAGUACGUAGGCACAUGGAUAGUUUACGUACGUUGUCAGCAUUCCUGGACAAGGUACAACGAUCUCUGCCAAAAGAAGUAGUGCCACAGACAAAAGAUGAAGCUAACAAAGCUGCUAAGAGUAUAAAGGCUAUCAUGGAGGACAUGUACGAGAAACAAUCUCUUUUGGAUAACACUCGAGGACAAGUUGCUGAUCUUCUCAAGAGGAAACCCAGUGUACAAGGGUCUGAUACACUGCAUGAUGAAUUGACUGAUGUUGUUACUCGAUGGAAGAGUAUAAAUGAUAGAUGCAAGGACAGAAUAAAACUGAUGGAUGAUAUCAAAGAAUUCUAUGAUACACAUGACAACCUCUCAGCCUGGCUAGGAGCUAAAGAUCGUAUGAUGACUGUUCUUGGUCCUAUCUCUUCUGAUUCACGAAUGGUUCAGAGCCAAGUGCAGCAAGUACAGGUUCUACGGGAAGAAUUCCGCACUCAGCAGCCACAAUUAUCUCAUUUGGAGGAAGUUGGCUCUGCUGUGCUGUCGAAGUUGGACAUGUCAGCACCCGAUGCUCAGCGCAUAUCAGUGAAGCUGACAUCUCUGCAACAACGAUGGGCGGAACUCCUUGCGAGGCUUCAAGAACGUGCUGACUCGUUGGGUGCUGCUGCUGAUACUAGCCGUGAAUUUGAUGCUGGGUUGCUGCGCUUGAGAGAUGCCUUGCAAGCUCUUUCAGACCAGCUAGAUGAGGUACCCCUUGACCGGGAUCCAGAGGAGCAACUUCGUAAAGUUGAGAAUCUUGAACGUCAGCUUGAGGGCCAGCGUCCUCUAUUGGCAGAUGCAGAAUCAACAGGGGCUCAGCUGUGCGAUGUACUUAGUGACCCUGCUUCUAGAGCAGAGAUACAGGGAAAACUUGGUGCUGUUGGUCGUCAAUACAAUACAUUGCAGAAGAAAAUGGAUCACCGCAAAGCAGAAAUUGAAGGCAACCUACGAGAUGGUAGACAGUUUGAGGCAUCAUGUGCACGCACUUUGGGAUGGCUGUCUGAUGAACUUGGAGCUAUGUCUGAAAGGUUGUUAGUGUCUGCUGAUAGAGAAGUAUUACAGCAACAACUUGAUCAGCACGAGCCUGUUUAUAAGGAGGUAAUGAGCAAAGAACAUGAGGUAAUAAUGCUGUUAAACAAGGGGCGGGACAUUUUGGCAAGAUCUUCACAGAUGCAGCGCAGUGAUUCACGCAAUUUGCAGAGAGAUGUUGAUAAGAUUCAGUCUCAGUGGGACCGACUGCGCAAGGAUAUUAUGGAGAGACAUACAAGACUGCAGACAUGCAUGGAACAUUGCCGCAAGUAUUACAAAGCACAGGAAGCUUUCCUCCCUUGGUUGUCACAGGCAGAGACCAAGCUGGAGGCUUUGGCACCAGCGUCAUUUAAGCGCAAAGACAUAGAACGUCAGCUUAAAGAUCUUUCCGCCUUCCGUAAUGAAGUAUGGAAACGUUCUGGAGAAUUUGAAAAUAACCGUACCCUUGGUGACACUUUUGUAGCUGCGUGUGAUAUUGAUAAAGAUGUUGUUAAAGGGGAGCUAGCACAAAUGAAGAAGAGAUGGGAUCGUCUGAAUAAUGAGUUACUUGAACGCACACAAUCCCUCGAAGAUACGUCUCGCCGACUAACAGAUUUCUCUGAGAAUCUAAGAGACCUGACACAUUCACUGCAACGCUGUGAAGAUAGGCUGGCAUCUCAUGAUGCACUUGGUGGUGCAGCAAAGGAUCCAAAACUGCUUGACAGAAUAAAGACCUUACGUGAGGAGACAACUGCAUUACGCAAACCUCUGUCUGCUGUGCGACAACAAGCAGGUGAUUUGUGUCAUGAAGCGGGAGAGUUGGGAGUUGAUGCAUCUCAUCUGCAAGAUGAAGUGGAUGGCAUUGGGGAUCGUCUUGAUGACCUGCAAGCUAAACUUGAUGAUCGUUGCAGUGAACUUCAGUCAGCUGCAACUGCGGUCACUCAGUUUACCGACCAAGUGAAAGGUUUGAGCCACGACUUGUCGAACCUUGAACAAGAACUAGAGAAUAUGAAGCCACCUGGCCGAGAUCUGAAAACAGUUCAUACACAGCAAGAUGAAAUUGCCAAAUUCAUCAGAAAGCUGUCACGUGUGUCGGACAAUGUGGGGGAUACAGUGUCUGCCGGUGAACGCCUUGUAGAUUCUGGAUUUGCACCAGACACUGCAGCCACUCGGGAACAAGCUGAUCUGUUACGUAGGCAAUUGGCUCGGCUUGAGGAGAGAGGUCGUGCACGCGAAGAAGACUUAGCAACAACCCUUGACAGGCUUGAAACAUUCUACCAGGCACAUUCUGGUAUCACAGAGGAUAUUAGACAUGUAAGUGAUGAGCUUCACCAUCUGAAGCCUGUUGGUUCAGAAGUUGAUACCAUUCGAGCUCAACAAGAAGAGUUCAGAAUAUUCAGAGACAAGGAAGUGGAACCAUUAGCUUCUAGAAUAGAUGAAUGCAAUCGCCUGGGUCAGGGACUGAUACAGUCGGCUUCUGGUGGUGUCAGUACUGUCAACUUGGAGAAGGAUCUGGAAAAGAUGAAUGACAAAUGGAAUGAUCUGAAAGAGAGAUUGAAUGAGCGUGACCGUAAACUGGACGUUGGUUUACUGCAGUCAGGGAAAUUCCAGGAAGCUCUUGAUGGUCUAUCCAAGUGGUUAACAGAUACUGAGGAAAUGGUUGCAAAUCAGAAACCACCAUCUGCCGACUACAAAGUCGUUAAGGCACAGCUGCAAGAACAAAAGUUCCUCAAGAAAAUGUUGUUGGACCGGCAAAACUCCAUGUCUUCUCUGUUUGCAAUGGGCAAUGAAGUUGCGGCAGGUGCAGACCCAGCAGAACGGAAAGCUAUAGAGAGGCAGCUACAUGAGCUCAUGCAGCGUUUUGAUAAUCUGACAGAAAAUGCAACGCAGCGUAUGAAUGCCCUUGAACAAGCUAUGGCUGUUGCAAAGGAUUUCCAGGAUAGGCUGGUUCCUAUUGUGGAAUGGUUGGACAAAACAGAAAAGAAGGUAAAAGACAUGGAACUUGUGCCUACUGAUGAGGAGAAAAUUCAGCAGAGAAUAAAGGAACAUGAUGCUCUUCACACUGAAAUCCUUCGGCACAAGACUGAUUUGUCAGAGUUGACAGAUGUGGCUGGGGAACUAAUGGGCUUGGUCGGGGAGGAUGAAGCAGCUGGCCUUGCUGACCGGCUGCAGGCAGCAGCUGAUCGUUACACUGCACUUGUUGAUGCUUCUGAAGCGGUUGGUGCACUGCUGUCUCAGUCUCGCACUGGCCUAAGGCAUCUUGUACUUGGUUAUCAGGAUCUACAGGCUUGGAUGGAUGGAGCAGAUCAACGUCUUUCAAAGUUCCGCAUUCUUGCUGUGCACACUGAGAAACUACUUGCACAGAUGGAAGAUCUUGCCGACCUAACUGAAGAAGUGGCAAAUCAUCAGAAUCAAGUGGAUGGUACUGUGGAUACUGGCUUGGAACUCAUGAAACAUAUUUCAAGUGAUGAGGCUCUGGCGUUAAAAGAUAAACUGGACUCACUACAGCGGAGGUUUAAUGAUCUUACCAGCCGUGGUGCAGACAUGUUGAAACAUGCACAGGAAGCAUUGCCACUUGUGCAACAGUUUCACAAUUGCCACAACCGUCUGGUUGACUGGAUGAUGGGAGCUGAAGCUCAGCUGCAGGCAGCUGAACCUCGCGAAGAAGACAUACAGCGGCUAGAACUUGACAUACAAGAGUUCCGCCCAGUUUUGGAAAUGAUCAACUUAGUAGGUCCACAGUUGUAUCAGAUAUCACCUGGAGAAGGUGCUUCCACCAUUGAAGGCUUGGUGACACGUGACAACCGUAGAUUUGAUGCUAUAGCAGAGCAAAUACAGCGUAAGGGUGAACGUAUUCAGUUAUCAAAACAGAGGUCACUUGAGGUCAUAGGAGAUAUUGAUGAACUUCUUGAUUGGUUCCGUGAGGUUGAAGGACAAAUUCGAGAAGCUGAACCUCCCAGUUCAGAACCUGAUGUCAUCCGCGUGCAAUUGAAAGAGCAUAAAGCUCUGAACGAUGACAUAUCCAGCCAGAAGGGCCGUGUUAGAGAUGUUCUUUCUACAGCGAAGAAGGUGCUGCGAGAGUCAGCACAGCAUGAGGACACAUCAACAAUUCGUGAGAAGAUGGAAGAUCUACGUGAAAUGAUGGACACUGUGUCAGGACUGAGUUCAGAUCGACUAGGGGUGCUGGAGCAGGCCUUGGCUCUGGCUGAACACUUCAAUGAAACUCAUGAUGGCUUGGCUAGUUGGCUGACUGACACUGAGCAGCAGUUAGCUGUUCUUGCCGCGAUGCCAACUCUUCGGCCUGAUUUAAUUGCACAGCAGCAAGAUAGAAAUGAGCUAUUGAUGCAAUCAAUAAAUGAACAUAAACCUCUUGUGGAAAAGCUCAACAAGACAGGAGAAGCUCUCAUAAAACUUGUAAGUGAUGAUGAGGCAGCAAAAGUUCAAGAGAUUGUAGAGAGUGACAAUUCUCGCUAUGCUGGACUACGUUCUGACUUAAGACAGCGGCAACAGGCUCUUGAGAAAGCUUUGCAGGAAUCCAGUCAGUUUUCAGAUAAACUUGAAGGAAUGUUAAGAGCUCUUGGCUCAACUGCAGAUCAGGUGCAUGCUGCAGAGCCAGUCUCAGCACAUCCGACACGCAUUCGAGAUCAAAUGGAAGAGAACACAGCACUUGUAGAAGACCUUGAUAAACGUCAAGAAGCUUAUGCUGCUGUCAAGAGGGCUGCAGAUGAUGUGAUCAGCAAGGCAGGAAAUACAUCAGAUCCUGCUGUUAAAGACAUCAAACGCAAGCUAGAACGUCUGAACAGCUUAUGGAAUGAAGUACAGCGGGCAACAGGAGAGCGCGGGCGCUCUCUGGGAGAGACACUGUCUGUGGCCGAAAGGUUUUGGGAUGAGCUGCACAAUGUCAUGGCUACACUGCGUGACCUGCAGGACAGCCUCAGUUCUCAGGAGCCAGCUGCCGUGCAGCCAGCCGCUAUACAGCAGCAACAAGAAGCUCUGCAGGAGAUACGCCACGAGAUUGAUCAGACAAAACCAGAAGUUGACCAAUGCCGUCAAACUGGUCAAGAGCUGAUGAGCCUCUGUGGCGAACCUGAUAAGCCUGAAGUGAAGAAACACAUUGAGGACCUAGACAAUGCUUGGGAUAACAUUACAGCUCUGUACGCUAAACGAGAAGAGAACCUCAUAGAUGCAAUGGAAAAAGCCAUGGAAUUCCAUGAGACAUUACAGAACUUGGUGGAAUUUCUUGAUAGUGCAGAAGAGCGCUUUUCAUCAAUGGGAGCACUUGGGUCUGACAUUGAUGCUGUCAAAAAACAAAUUGAACAGCUGAAAGACUUCAAGGCUGAGGUUGACCCACACAUGGUCAAGGUUGAAGCCCUGAACAGGGCUCUGAGAAGGCAAGCACAAGAACUAACAGAACGGACUAGUGCAGAGCAGGCAGCUGCAAUAAAGGAGCCUCUGUCAGCUGUCAAUGUCCGAUGGGAUGAAUUACUGAGGGGUGUCGUGGAGCGCCAGCGCCAGUUGGAGAAUGCUCUGUUGCGGCUGGGUCAAUUCCAGCAUGCACUGGCAGAGCUUCUGGUUUGGAUUGAUAAGACUGAUAAUACACUUACUGAAUUGAAACCUCAUGCUGGGGACCCUCAAGCACUAGAGGUUGAGCUUGCUAAGCUAAAGGUAUUGGUGAAUGAUAUCCAGGCACACCAGACAAGUGUUGACACCUUGAAUGAUGCAGGCCGACAACUGAUUGAGCAAGGGCAAGGUUCAGCUGAAGCAGGUGCUACUCAGGAGAGGUUGUCACAGCUAAAUCGCAAGUGGCGUGAUCUGCUGGACCGAGCAGCCGAGAGACAACGUGAGUUAGAGGAGGCACUAAGAGAGGCUCAGCAGUUCAGUGCAGAACUACAAGAUCUGCUCUCGUGGCUAGGUGAUGUUGACGCAGCCAUUGCUGCAUCUAAACCUGUCGGUGGUCUACCUGAAACUGCCUCAGAACAGCUUGAAAGGUUUAUGGAAGUAUUUAAUGAACUGGAACAGAAUAGACCAAAGGUUGAGACUGUACUACAACAAGGCAAUGAGUACUUGAAGAAAUCUGGUGCAAACACAGGACAUCUUCAACACAAUCUGAAGACACUAAAGACACGCUGGGACAGUGUUACUGCUCGUGCCAAUGAUAAGAAGAUAAAAUUAGAAAUUGCACUGAAGGAGGCAACUGAAUUCCAUGAUGCAUUACAGUCAUUUGUGGACUGGCUGACAAAUGCAGAAAAGACACUGGGUGGCUUAAAACCUGUGUCACGUGUUAUGGAAACAAUAUUGGGGCAGAUAGAAGAGCACAAAGCAUUCCAGAAAGAAGUGGGAGUUCGCCGCGAAACUAUGUUGAAUCUGGACAAGAAAGGAACUCACCUGAAGUAUUUCAGUCAGAAACAGGAUGUGAUCCUCAUAAAAAAUCUGCUAAUUUCAGUUCAGCAUCGAUGGGAACGAGUUGUUUCAAAAUCAGCUGAGCGCACAAGAGCUCUGGACCUUGGAUAUAAAGAGGCCCGUGAAUUCCAUGAUGGCUGGUCUGCACUGAUGACAUGGCUGGAAGAUACAGAAAGAAAUUUAGAUGAGCUUGCAGAGGAUGUUGCUGCUGGCAAUGAUCCUGAAAAAAUUAAGACCCGUCUUGCCAAACAUAGAGAAUUCCAGAGAGCAUUGGCAGGAAAACAGACGGCAUAUGACACAACAAUGAGAGCUGGAAAAUCCUUGAAAGAACGUGCACCAAAGACUGAUGAACCAGCUUUGAGACAGAUGUUGACAGAUUUGAAGGCACGCUGGACUUCUGUCUGUGCAAAGUCGGUGGACAGGCAGCGUCGCUUGGAGGAAGCGCUGCUGUUUUCGGGCCAGUUUAAGGAUGCUGUACAAGCUUUGCUGGAUUGGUUGCACAAGGUGGAAUCAACCCUUGGUGAAGAAGGUCCAGUUCAUGGAGAUCUUGACACUGUUGUUGCAUUAGUGGAACAGCAUAAAACCUUCGAAGAGGAUUUACGCAGCAGACAAGCACAAAUGGAAUCUGUGCAGAACACAGGUCGAGAACUCCAGGCAAAGGCAACGGCAGCGGAUGCAGAAACUAUUCAGGCACAACUUGUCGAACUCACAACUCUGUGGGAAACUGUCACAGUUCUCAGCCAUAAGAAAACACAGAGGCUGGAAGAGGCCCUUAAAGAGGCAGAGAAAUUGCAUAAAGCUGUGAACAUGCUCUUAGAGUGGCUGUCUGAUGCUGAAAUGCGACUCCGAUUUACGGCUGCCCUGCCAGAAGAUGAACAAGAUACACGCAAUCAACUUGCCGAACAUGACAAAUUUAUGAAGGAGAUGAUGGACAAAGAGAGAGAGAAGAAUGCUACAAUUGCACUUGCACAAGAAAUUUUGGCCAAGGCUCAUCCAGAUGGUGCUGCAGUAAUAAAACAUUGGAUCACUAUCAUACAAUCACGUUGGGAGGAAGUUUUUAGCUGGGCAACACAGCGGGAACAGAGGCUGAAGGAUCACCUGGCAGCAUUGAGAGACUUAGAAGGGCUGUUAGAAGAACUGUUGGCAUGGUUGGCUGGACUGGAAGGAACACUUGUUGACUUGGAACGAGAACCAUUGCCAGAUGACCUUCCCACAUUAGAGGCACUUGUUGCUGAUCACAGACAGUUCAUGGAAAAUACAAGUAAACGUCAAACAGAAGUUGACAGUGUCUGCAAAUCACGGCAGGUGAAACCAGCAGAAGCACAACGUGACCGUAAACUGUCACGGCCCAAGACACCAUCUAGCAGAGAUGCAAGAGAAAAUCGAGAGUCAUCACCAGAGCAUGAUCCAGCCUCUCGUAAGUCAAGUCGUGCGAGUCCUGGACGAGAGAAGGCUCCGGAACUACAACCUCACAUUGGCCCGAGGUUUGCUGCCAAAGGAAGCAAAGGUGCUGAACCUCAGUUCCGCAAUCCUCGUGUUAAACUUCUAUGGGAUCGCUGGAGGAAUGUGUGGCUUCUAGCAUGGGAACGGCAACGUAGACUGCAGGAAAGAUUAGCGUAUUUGCAAGAACUUGAGAAGGUCAAGAACUUCAGCUGGGACGAUUGGCGCAAACGAUUCCUGAAAUUCAUGAACCACAAGAAAUCGCGUCUCACUGACCUUUUCCGAAAAAUGGACAAGAAUAAUGAUGGCCUCAUUCCUCGAGAAGACUUCAUUGAUGGAAUUAUGAAGACAAAAUUUGAUACGAGCCGGCUGGAGAUGAAUGCAGUCGCUGAUCUUUUUGAUCGUAAUUCAGAAGGUUUCAUUGACUGGAAGGAGUUCAUAGCAGCAUUAAGGCCUGAUUGGGUUGAGCCAACAAAACCUGUUACAGAUGCUGAAAAGAUUCAUGAUGAAGUUAAAAGACUUGUUAUGCUGUGUACAUGCAGGCAAAAAUUCAGAGUCUUUCAGGUUGGAGAAGGAAAAUACAGGUUUGGUGACAGCCAGAAGUUACGCCUGGUGCGUAUUCUACGAUCAACUGUCAUGGUGAGAGUUGGUGGUGGCUGGGUUGCACUAGAUGAGUUUCUGCAAAAGAAUGACCCUUGCCGUGCAAAGGGACGUACGAACAUCGAGCUGCGUGAGCAGUUCAUCCUGGCUGAAGGCGUGUCCCAGAGCAUGACAGCAUUCAAGCCGAAGGCCAGCCCCGGAUCAGGAUCAGGAUCAACUCCGCAGAGGUCGCAGUCUUUGGCUGGCCCCAUCACCAAGGUGCGAGAGAGAAGUGCCCGCAGUGUACCUAUGGGUCGACCAUCAGGACGCUCGUCAUUUUCUGGUGGUGCGCGGACACCUGACUCUCUGAGUGACAAUGAAAGCACUCUGCCAAGGCCUUUGCGGAAGGGGUCUGCUCCUCCUAGAUCCAGCUUGACACCAGGAGGAAGCCUGCCUGGCAGCAAGGCAGGAAGCAGAGCGGGAUCGAGACCAGGCAGUCGCCAGGGCAGUAAGCCUCCCAGUAGGCACGGAUCCACCCUCUCUCUUGACAGCACAGACGAAGGUACACCGAGCCGUAUUCCAGUACAGAGGCGAACAGUUGGUCCUGCAGCAACACCACCAGCCAGGGGUGGAACCUCUGGUAGCAGUUCGCGUAAACUCACAGCUCCUGUGAAUGGCACACCUGGCGGCAGCCGGCCUCGAACGCCAACAGGGGGCAGCAGGCCACGAACGCCAACGGGGCUUCUCAGUCCUGCCAGUGGUUCUUCCUCGAGCAAACACUCAAGGAUUCCAGUUUAUGUAGGUUCACCAGAAACAGAUGUUACUUCACCUCCUUCCUAUGCUUCUUCAGGCGGAUCCUCCACGUCUUCUAACAUCCCUGUUUUAAUAAAGGGCUUCUAUAGGGCACGAACUCCGUCAGGUUCAAGCACUCCAGUUCCAGGUGUUCCUUCCAGUGGCACCAAAAUAACACGGAGGUCAUCAGGAGCAUCAGACACAGGAACAGCAGCAGCGCGAAAGGGUUCCUCUGCUAGCACACCAACGGAAAAGCGAGCUCCUUUCAGACUCUAGAGGAGUGAACGAACCAUUGUACCCCAUAGUCUUCAAUUUCUAACCUAAUCAAAUCCAUAGAAUAUGGUAAUUCAUGUGAAAUACAAGCAUAUUCCUAUGCUGAAAUGAGCAUAGGGAAUUCAGUUUCCUGUUGCCCUGAAGAAUUCUUUGAACUGCAGGCAGUGAAUUGUAAUCAAAUUUACUGCUGUGUAUGAUAUUUUGUGCUGUCUACAUUCUAAUGUUUCAUAUUGUUUUUCCACUGAUUUCUUUCCUUUUUUAUAUAAGGGACCAUACCACAAGCCAUAAUAUUCUUUUGUGAAAAAGACUCAAUCAUAUUUUUCAUUGUAACAAACUGUAACCUAUUCAUUUGUGUGUGUGUGUCGUAUGUGUUAUUUAUCUGAAGUUUGUUCAUUGUACAUGCUCAUCAAUGAAUUUGUUUUGUAAUUAUUAUUAUUAUAGCUUUAGGUAACAUGUAUUCCUUGCCAGGAAAGCCAUUUUUACGUCCAUGUGUAUAGUGUUUCUCACUACUACACAAUCUAUGUACAAUUAACAAAUUGACACUGUUGUGAUUUAUUUGCUCACUGGUGGAGCUCAUUUAAAAGAAAAUACAAUAUUUCUACCUUCAUUAAUUAUGUUUAACAAAUUAAACUAUUCUAAUCAAAUUUACUGACUGAAAAUGAUAAACAGUAUUUUGAUUGUGCGAAUCUUAGAGCAGUUCUCCCCCUCUUGCCUUGAUUGUCUGUUUUAUGGCAAGUUGUAGGAAACGAAGGUUUUGUCUAUGGCUGUCUUGGAAGCAUUGAAAUGGGGGAAGAGUUCCACGGUUCUAGCAGCUGUGCAGUUUUGUAUUGUCACAAAAUAACUUCAUUUAUCUUGAGGUGGCUGGAAGUACUGAAGAAUCAAAGAAAAUGUUUCGAAGAUGACUGAGCUUGUGAAAACUAUUUUACUAAUCAAAAUGUUUCCUAUAACGUGUACAGUUUUUGAAAUAAUUUUGUUAAAAUAUAAAUACAGGUCAUAAAGAGAGCUAGCUUGUUUGCAAGAGAAAGGAAAAGUCUAAAAAAAUUCCUUUUUUAUUUUAAAGCAGUUGUAUUUGCUGUACGAAUUUUUGUAUUCAUUUUUACUGGUACAUCAGUUACUGCAAAAACGCAUUUGUUGCCAUGAAAGCAGUUACUGAAUUAUGUUGUAAAUAUUUUGAUCCUUUCUAGCAGCACAGCUUUAAGGAGUGUGCAUUCUUUUGUACAAAGCUCUAUAUAUUACUUUUGUAAUAAAAAAAAGAAAAAAAACUUUGUCGUCUACAGCGAAUUGUGAAUUAGCACAAAAACUGCUCCUUCAUUUUAUUUAUUUUAAACAUGUAUUUUUUUUAUAAAGUGGUAAAUUCUGUUACCAGUUUAAGAAACAUCGUUCAAUAAUUUAUGUAUCUCUAAUACAUUUGUUGUCAUGUUGACUGAAGGUGUUCUAAUUUAUAGAGACUGUACCAAACAUUUCCUUUUUUUAAAAAAAAAUAAGACACACUGUGUCAGAGAAAAAGACAGUUUGGAA
Messenger RNA from Schistocerca nitens (vagrant locust), 27445 nucleotides. RefSeq names its product microtubule-actin cross-linking factor 1 (gene shot). Gene Ontology annotation, cellular component: cytoplasm; membrane; intermediate filament. The transcript has 97 exons. The record is from RefSeq and is a predicted model, not a curated record. Gene Ontology annotation, biological process: wound healing; intermediate filament cytoskeleton organization. NCBI's taxonomy places the organism in Eukaryota, Metazoa, Arthropoda, Insecta, Orthoptera, Acrididae. Gene Ontology annotation, molecular function: structural molecule activity; calcium ion binding; microtubule binding. Bases 221 to 25930 code for a protein of 8569 amino acids.